AGUGUCUCGGGCUGUGAACACACACACACGCGCGCGCGCGCGCGCAGGAGGUGUGUGUUUUCUGUCACAGCGCUGCGAUGCCGCUGGUUCCUCCACGGGAGACGCGGACAGACAGAGGCAGCACUGAGGGGCUGUGGGUGUGGAGGUCCCGGGCUGACUCUCCUCCACCAUGCACCGGCUCCACAUCUGAACUGAUCCCGGUUCAGUUUCACCUCAGACUGCCUCUCCUGAAGGACGAAUGACUCCACCGGCUCUCCUUUCAUUCUGCUAAAAGCUCUUGGCGAGGGAGGCACUCUAGUUUUUAUUUAUUUAUUUAUUUAUUUUUUUCCUCUUUCAAUUUUUUUUUCUUUCCUUCAUGGCGUCUCCUCAACAGUCAAGGAUUCAGUCGUAUCUGGAGAAGAAUAAAAUCGGACCCCUGUUUGAGGAGUUGAUGACCAAACUGAUAACUGAGACUCCGGACCAUCCAAUCCCUUUUCUCAUUGAUCACCUGCAGACCAAGCAAGACAGCCAUGGAAAACUGCACAGAGCUUUCUCUGGUUCAGCAGCACUAUGGGCACAGAGUUCCCCAGAAAACAAAAAUCCUCGCAGGGAGUACAGCAACUUUGAGAAGCCGUGGCAAAUUACCCCAAAGAAACCGAAGAAAUCAAAGAGUGACCUGGCUGUUUCCAGCAUCUCCCCACCUUCCCCAGAAUCAAAAUCCUUGCCGAGGUCAGUGGAGUACCCGUCCUGGGACUGGAGGGAGAGCCGCGACUUCGAUGAGCUCAGCCACAUCUUGCAGGAGAGCAAGAAGCUGGGCAAAGCCCUGGAGAGCCUGUCACGCAGCAUCGCCAUUUCUGAUGAGCUUGACCAGACCUUUUUGGGAUACAACGCAGUCCUGCGCCCUCGAGUGGUGGGCGAGUGGGUCGGCCGUGAGGACAACGAUGCAGACCCGCUGGCCGCAGAGAUGCUGCACCCCCCGGUCCCCCGAACCAAAGCUGAAGUGUGUUGGAGCCGAGACAACAGCCCGGCUCACAGUCUGAAGAUGGAGACAAAGAGCAAAGGGCUAAAGGAGCAGCAGCAGCAUCACAAGAAGCUCCUGGCUGCCAUGUUGUCCCAGGACUCUUUUGACCAGGUCAACAGUCACAUCCCCUCUGUCCUGGAGGAAGAGAUYGAGGACGAGGACGACGCCAUGGAGCUUCUGGAGGACCUGGAUGACCUGCGGAUGGAGGGCGUGACGAGGUUGGCUCCAUCCGGCAGUAAGUUCAGCCAGGGCCGCAGCUCCUAUCAGCCUGAACCGCAGGCCAAAGUUACACUCAACAUCUGUUCUAGGUGUGCCAGGCUGCAGGGGGACACGCUAUCAAACAGUCGAUCUGAGGAGGAGCACAGGCCUCACGUACCUGAGCAAGCCGUCCCUGACAUCUCCUUGCCAUUGCCCGGGGUGGACACAGCGGCGGGCCGACUACAGGAAUGCGAGGCCUUAUCUCAAGUGUCAGCCUCGCGUCGCACUGUCUGGGCCGCUGAUCUGAAGGCUGUGAGAGGUGGGAGCUCUGUGGGGCAGACGGGCCUGCUGCUCGGCGACCCCCUCUUCUCUAAAGAGCUGGAGAACAUGGGCAAACAGCUCGCUGAGGUUGAAAAGGACCUGGCCAAACUGGCAGAAGUGGGGAAGAUGACCUCUCGGAGCUCCAACAAUCCACACGGCAGCCUAGUCCACAACCCUUUACACCACCGAGCUCUACCUGACACGCUUCCUCUGGCCAGCCUCGUCUCCAGACCUCAGUCUCCCAGUUUCUCAGCCAACCCUUGUGGCGUUGGCCUUCCCUUGCUAAGCCCCAAGUCCACAUCCCUGACCAUGAGUCGGACUAGGUCUCCCAGCAACCCUGGGAGCAGGACUCAAACCCCCAGAACCCCCAGCAGGCCCUUGACCCCAACUAGCUUAUUGACACGCUCCACAUUUAACACUGGAUCUCAUAAAGAGGUGACCUUCAGGAGGUCGCGAAGCCGCCCCGUGACACCCACAAGUCAGCCGAUACUGCCUCGACCGCUGCUCACCCCUCCAGGUUUGAGUACUACAGACAGCCUUGGUGCCAGCCUUCGGGCAUAUCUGUCUGAGGAUGAGUUUUACCAGCAGUUACAGGCCAUCAGACAGCCUUGGCAUAUUCCCAGUGACACAGACAGUGACAUCCUGGAGCCUCCAGAACAGGACAAGAGUGGUUCACGGGAUGGCAAGAGAUCAGUAUUUUCAGGCCUAUAGUGAUGGAGACCAGAGGCAUCGAUCCAAUCAAACUAUUAUGCAAACCACUGGACAUUUUGAAUAUGUGUGAACAAUUAUUUUUAUAAAGCAUAAGAAUGGGGGGGAAAAUAAGAUUGUAUACUUUUUUCAUCAAAAUUUCAUACACAAUGUACUGUAACUGUAUGAUAAACUGGGAAAAUCUUACUUGAGAGUUAUGCCAUUUAUUUUUGUUUGCUCUAUAGCAUGAAGUUAAAAAGUCCACAUGGAAACCAGAAAACAGAUGCAUUUUGUUGCUGAUGAACUUCCUCCAGACCUAGAUUGUACAGAUGGUGUGAGGACAGCACAAAAUGAAAGUGUUUAUUGACAUGCACUGUUACUUUUUUUUAAGAUAGCAAAUAAGCAAAUUGUUAAGGGAAUACAUGGAAUGCCGUUAUAUUUAUUAAAAUGAUUUAGUGCA
Messenger RNA from Austrofundulus limnaeus, 2666 nucleotides. RefSeq names its product chromosome unknown C8orf34 homolog (gene cunh8orf34). Lineage: Eukaryota; Metazoa; Chordata; Actinopteri; Cyprinodontiformes; Rivulidae. The coding region runs from base 356 to 2230 and encodes 624 amino acids. The record is from RefSeq and is a predicted model, not a curated record. The transcript is spliced from 15 exons.